AUGGAGUACCACUACCUCUCCUUCGUCCACAAGACACCAAAGAGGACGUCCAUCCUCAGUGGUCCUCUCUGGGUGGACGAAGUCCUCUGCGGCAACAGUGAGAAGGUCCUCGAGACAUUCCGAAUGUCAAGAGCAACGUUCUACAGCCUCUUGGCAACAGUGACAAGCGUGGGAGGACUGAAGCGAACGUGUCACGUAUCAGAGACCGAACAGCUGGCCAUAUUCUUGUUCUUUGUUGGCCAGCGCGCAACAAGCAGGGCCAUGCAAGAAAGGUUUCAACGAUCAGGCGAAACGAUCACAAGACAUCUCCGAGCCGUUCUGAAGGCACUGAAGCGUCUCUGCUCAAGCUACAUCAUGUUGCCGGCAGAAAAUGCGCCAUGUGCAUCCAAGAUUCAAGGAAACCCCAAGUUCUUCCCGUUCUUCCAGCACUGCAGGAUGGCGAUUGACGGGACCCACAUCCCAGUGUCAGUUGGCCAAGACGUCGUUGCGCGAUUCCAGAGCAGGAAGGGCAUUACUAUGAACGUUUUGGCGGCGUGUGAUUUUGACCUACAGUUCACAUAUGUGCUUGCUGGCUGGGAAGGCACCGCGGGAGAUGGCAAGCUAUAUGAAGCCGCGAAACAAGCUGGAUUAGCGUUGAGUGGCACUGGUUACGACAUUCUCGAUGCCGGUUUUGGUUUGACCAAGUCAGCUCUCACGCCAUACCGCGGAACUCGCUACCACCUCAAGGAGUUCGCACUUGGUUCACGUCGGCCUCAGAAAAUAGAGGAAUUGUUCAAUUUACGUCAUGCCAGCCUGCGAAACGUGAUUGAAAGAAUCAUCGGCGUCCUCAAGAAAAGCUGUCGGGACCAGGUCGAAGAGGAUGCAAUUGCUGAACUCAGACGUCAAAACGGACUGCCCAUGCGUUUUGAAGACCGAGCCGUUGAAUCCUUGGACGCUGAGAGUGAUGAAGCUAAAGCCUGGCGUGAUAGUAUUGCGACACAGAUGUGGACGCAAUACAAAUCGAAUCUACGCGCUCGUCAACGAUGCAAUGGAAGUCAAGGAUAA
Aphanomyces astaci is the source of this 1044-nucleotide messenger RNA. RefSeq lists its product as hypothetical. Lineage: Eukaryota; Oomycota; Saprolegniomycetes; Saprolegniales; Verrucalvaceae. The transcript has 2 exons. Bases 1 to 1044 code for a protein of 347 amino acids. The record is from RefSeq and is a predicted model, not a curated record.